AUGAAACCGAUUCCAAUUUUUCCCGUUAUCGGAGGUUAUACAACAGGAUUACUGUUCAAUAGCUUUGGAGUUUCUUCUCAUAUUCAGAUGACUAUUCAAAUACUGCUCAUGGGAAUUCAAGCGUGUGUAAUAUUCUGUUCAUUUCUUAGAAAACAUCAAUCAAUUGUCACUAUCGAUAAGAAGUUUGAACUAGAGAAGUUGACUGACUGGGGGAUAAUUGUGUUCGUUCACAUUGAAAUGUUAAUUUUUACACUGUUAUUUUAUUCUGCCAGAGUUUCCAAAGAAGAUCAGAAGGCUUAUAUAAGAAAAAAUAUUCCGAAUCUCGAGGAAGAGCUGUCCAAGUGUCCAAGUUUAGAAAUUUAUGAUCGUGAAGUUAAUUAG
Molecule: messenger RNA, 381 nt
Organism: Caenorhabditis briggsae
Lineage: Eukaryota; Metazoa; Nematoda; Chromadorea; Rhabditida; Rhabditidae
Exons: 1
Coding region: 1-381 (126 amino acids)
Source: RefSeq, a predicted model, not a curated record